CGAAAAUAUAGGUACAAAAUAGUUGAGAAGUUUUGCAACAUUUCUAGAAAAUCAAUACUAGCAUAGAACAACAAGGAAAUUGUAGCUUUCAAAUAAACAAAAUCUUCUCCUAGUUGCUCUGUGGAGAAGAAAAAAGAAUUGAGUUUCUUAUUUUUCAUAAUUAUGGAAGCUCCUUUGUCAACUUGGCCAUGGGAGAAGUUGGGAAGUUUCAAGUAUUUACUGUAUGGACCAUUUGUUGCAAAAGUGAUGUACUCAAGAUAUGAAGAAGACAGCAUCAAGGCAACAUGGUGCCUACAUGUUCUCAUAUUAUGUGCACUUAGAUGUCUCAUUUAUCAAUUAUGGUCCUCUUUCAGUAACAUGUUGUUCUUAACCCGAAACCGAAGGAUCAUAAAAGAAGGGGUUGAUUUUAAGCAAAUUGACAAAGAAUGGGACUGGGAUAAUUUUAUACUCCUUCAAGCUCUAAUGGCUAGUUUAGCCUAUUACAUGUUGCCAAAUCUUGUUAAUCUUCCUAUAUGGGAUUUAAAUGGCUUCAUGGUGAUCACAAUCCUCCAUAUAGUAUUUUCAGAACCCCUUUACUACUACUUACAUAAGUGCUUCCAUGGAAGCUAUCUCUUCAAACAUUAUCACUCACUUCAUCAUUCAUCAGCUAUACCUCAACCUUUUACAGCUGGUCAUGCUACAUUUUUGGAGCAAAUUUUAUUAAGUGCAGUGAUUGGAAUUCCAAUUCUAGGGUCCUGUCUAAUGGGAUAUGGAUCAAUGGCUACAAUCUAUGGCUAUGUAUUGGUCUUUGAUUUCUUAAGAUGUUUGGGCCAUUGCAAUUUUGAGAUUAUUCCUCAUCGACUAUUUCUUGCCUUUCCAUUCAUGAAGUACCUUCUUUACACUCCAACAUACCACACCCUACAUCACACAAAGAUGGGGACAAAUUAUUGCCUAUUUAUGCCACUAUUUGAUGUGCUAGGCGACACUCUUAACCCAAAAUCAUGGGAUAUGCACACAAAAGCAAGUAUUGAAUCAGGUAAAAAUGGGAGGGUGCCAGAUUUUGUGUUCUUGGCUCAUGUAGUAGACUUGACAUCGGCGUUGCACGUACCGUAUAUUUUCAGAUCAUUUAGUUCAACUCCAUUCAGUACAAAGCUCUACAUAAUUCCUUUAUUACCUCUCGCAUUCCUGGCCAUGCUUGUCAUGUGGCUCUACUCCAAGCCCUUUUUGAACACUUUUUACAACCUAAGAGGCUACUUGCACCAAACUUGGGUGGUCCCUCGCUUUGGUUUUCAGUAUUUCUUGCCAUUUGCAGCACAAGGCAUUAAUAAACAAAUAGAGCAAGCAAUUCUUAGAGCUGAUAAAUUGGGAGUCAAAGUCAUCAGCCUUGCAGCAUUAAACAAGAACGAGGCACUAAAUGGAGGUGGGACACUAUUUGUGAACAAGCAUCCUAACCUUAGAGUUAGAGUAGUACAUGGAAAUACCUUAACAGCAGCUGUUAUCCUUAAUGAAAUUCCAAAGCAUAUCACUGAGGUUUUCUUAACUGGAGCCACCUCUAAACUUGGAAGAGCUAUUGCUCUUUACCUUUGCACUAGACAAGUUCGUGUCCUUAUGCUAACUUCAUCAACUGAAAGAUUUCAAAAGAUCCAAAAGGAAGCUCCAGCUGAAUGCCAAAAGUACCUUAUCCAGGUGACAAAGUAUCAGGCAGCUAAAAACUGCAAGACAUGGAUAGUUGGAAAAUGGAUAACACCAAGAGAGCAGAAAUUUGCUCCAGCAGGAGCACAUUUCCACCAGUUUGUGGUACCUCCUGUUUUACCCUUUAGAAGUGACUGUACAUAUGGUGAUCUUGCUGCCAUGAGAUUGCCUUCUGAUGUUCAAGGACUUGGAUCUUGUGAGUAUACAAUGGAAAGAGGAGUAGUACAUGCAUGCCAUGCUGGAGGAGUGGUACAUUCAUUGGAAGGCUGGACACACCAUGAAGUUGGGGCUAUUGAUGUACACAGAAUUGACUUAGUCUGGGAGGCUGCCUUGAAACAUGGAUUAAUGCCUGUCUCAAGUUUCCCAAAGACUGAUUAGUACUUAGUAUAUAUAUGAUUAAGUAACAAAUGGAAAUUAAUUAAUGCACCAAAAUUUCCAAUUCAAUAGCUACCCUGAAAUAAGAAUAGUAAUUCUUAAUAUCGAUCUCAUUUGUAGGUGGGGGGGAAAAAAGAAAUCAAUUUGGUUGCCUAAAUUUGCAUUUAGUUCGAUUUAUGGACUACAAAUUGAGUACAUGUCUCAAUAUUCCGUUGUAUAUGUGGAUUUGAAAAUUUGAAUUAAAUUCUUGAUUCUGUUUUCAUUA
Messenger RNA from Lycium ferocissimum, 2311 nucleotides. RefSeq names its product very-long-chain aldehyde decarbonylase CER3-like. The transcript is spliced from 11 exons. The coding region runs from base 163 to 2049 and encodes 628 amino acids. Lineage: Eukaryota; Viridiplantae; Streptophyta; Magnoliopsida; Solanales; Solanaceae. The record is from RefSeq and is a predicted model, not a curated record. Gene Ontology annotation, molecular function: oxidoreductase activity; iron ion binding. Gene Ontology annotation, biological process: lipid biosynthetic process.